AUGAGUAAGAGUGCUAAUGAGGCGUAUGAGCUAUUAGAAGAGGUGGCGAUGAAUAAUUAUCAGUGGCCAACUGAAAGGGGACAACAAAAGAAGGUUGCUGGAAUGAUGGAAUUGGACGCUAUAUCCAUGUUUACAGCUCAAGUAGCAGCCUUGACAAAGCAACUACAAAAGACUACACUCCCAUCUCAAGCUAUGCAAUGUCAAGCUAUUACUUUGAAGAGUGGAACACGGUAUGAAGAGCCAAAGAAGAAUCAGUCAGAAGAAGAAGGUCAGAAGGGAAAUACACAAGGCAUAGAAGAAGAGAAGUCUAAUGAAGAAAAGGUUAUUGAAGACCUUAAUAAGAAUGAAGUGGUACCACCUGUGAGUAUUGAGCAGCAUGUUAGAAUUCCAUAUCCACAAGGGCUUCACAAGCAUAAUCUGGAUAAGCAUUUUGCAAAGAGAAAGAUGGGUGAUUAUGAAACAUUAGCGUUAACAGAAGAGUGUAGUGCUAUAUUGCAAAGGAAACUUCCUCAAAAACUUGGUUUGGGUGAAGCUAGGCCAACCACAGUAACAUUGCAAUUGGCUGAUAGAUCUGUGAAGCAUCCACGAGGUAUUAUAGAAGAUGUGUUAAUGAAGGUUGAUAAGUUUAUAUUUCCAACUGAUUUUAUAGUUCUUGAUAUGGAGGACGAUGAGAAUGUUCCUAUUAUUUUGGGGAGGCCAUUUUUAGCAACCGGGCAAGCAUUGAUUGAUGUGCAAAAGGGAGAGUUAAGGCUAAGAGUGCAAGGGGAAGAAAUAAUAUUUAAAGUGUUCAAGGUUAUGACUUAUCCUAAAGCAAGUGACAAUUGUUUCUCAGUUGAUGUGGUAGAAGAGGUAGUGGGGAGAAGAAAGUUAAUUGAAGAUCCUAUUGAAAUUAGUCUUAUAGUUGAUGACAUAGAUGGUGAGGAUAAUGAAGAGGCAUUGAGUUAUUUGAAGUGGAUAAAAUCAUAUGGGUCGUGGAAGAAUAAAAGGUGUGAAGAAUUGGGUGAGGGACCGGAAAGACCAUUACCAUCAAUUUUGAAGCCACCUGUGUUAGAGUUGAAGGCUUUACCAAAACAUCUAUGA
Molecule: messenger RNA, 1080 nt
Organism: Humulus lupulus (European hop)
Lineage: Eukaryota; Viridiplantae; Streptophyta; Magnoliopsida; Rosales; Cannabaceae
Exons: 4
Coding region: 1-1080 (359 amino acids)
Source: RefSeq, a predicted model, not a curated record